AUGGAGGCUGACAGGUCUUCUAUUACUGCUUGCUUCUGGUUUGAAGGGCCUUUGAAUGGGUACCUAAUUGAAUUCCAGAACAAAUUAGUAACUUAUCUGAGAAUAUAUUUCCCCAUGACAACCCUUGCCCUCAUCAUCUCUGCUGACAGAAACUACCAGGAGCAGCUCUCCAUUUCAGACAUCACUACUGCUUGCUUUGAGUUCUCCAACCAGCUGGUUAAGUGUGAUCCUCAACUUGGGAAUUACAUGGCCUGCUACCUGCUCUACAAAGGGGAUGUUUUUCCCAAGGGUGUGAAUGCAACAGUUGCAGCCAUAAAGUCAAGGAACUCUGUUCAGUUUAUAGAUUGGCUUCCAAAUGGUUUCAAGGUGGCCAUCAACAAUCAGCUAUCCGUGGUGAUGCCAGGAGUUAACCUGGCUGAAGUCCAGAAGGCUAUCUGCAUGCUGAGCAACAGCACAGCAAUUGUGAAGGCCUUAACCCUACUAGACCACAGGUUUGACCCCAUGUAUGCCAAGAGGGCAUUUCUACAUUGGUAUAUAGAAGAAGUGUGGGAGUUCUCAGACACCAGGGAAGAUUUGGCAGCCUUAGAGAAGGAUUAUAAUCAGAUAAUGACAAAUGUUGGGGAGGAUGAGGAGAAAGUGGAACUGCUGGUAGAAGUGUAUAGAGGUUGGGAAGGGAUGUGGUUUGUUCUAACACGAUGA
This is a messenger RNA of Balaenoptera musculus (blue whale), 699 nucleotides long. Its product is annotated as tubulin alpha chain-like. The record is from RefSeq and is a predicted model, not a curated record. Lineage: Eukaryota; Metazoa; Chordata; Mammalia; Artiodactyla; Balaenopteridae. Gene Ontology annotation, cellular component: microtubule; cytoplasm. Gene Ontology annotation, molecular function: structural constituent of cytoskeleton; GTP binding. Gene Ontology annotation, biological process: microtubule cytoskeleton organization; mitotic cell cycle.